UCAGCCUCACCAUAUACUCAAUACAAAGAACCUGCAGGGUUCUGAAGCUUAUGUUUCUUUGCCUGCAGGUGCAAACACGUGACCAGUGGACACAGUGGGAAGCCAACCCGUAUGACGACCACACAUAUGUCCAGUAUCUGCCCAUUGGAUUCAGGGGAAAAUCAUUUGCUGAGUCUUUAACUGGAGAUGAUAUCAUAUUUUAUACUGGCGUAUCCCAGAUAGUGUUUCAAAAGCUUGUGAAAGCGGUGUCUGCUUUGGCAAAGAAGCCAAGUGCCCUAACACGUGCUGACCAAUUAAUAAUGUGUCUAAUGAGGCUUCGCCUUGGGCUGCUGCAUGGACACCUUGCACGAAUUUUCAAGGUGUCUGUGUCGACUUUCAGCAACAACGAUUUAUACAUGCUGGAUUUGCUCAGCAAAAUCAUGAAGAACGUUGUUAUAUGGCUGCCGAAAUCGUGCAUACAGAACAGCAUGCCGCAGUCCUUUGUGGAAAACAAGCAUGAUGACACAACAUGCAUCCUGGAUUGUACUGAAGUGUUUCCGCAGCGUCCAAAAAAGCUGAUGGCAAGGGCACAAACAUACAGCAGUUACAAAGCUCACAAUACUGUAAAAUUCCUUGUAGCAAUUGCCCCAAACGGGUUCAUUAUGUUCGUGUCCAAAGCUUACGGAGGGCGUGCCUCGGACAAAUUCAUAACAAAUGACAGUGGCAUCAGUCACUACCUUGGACAUGGUGAUGUUGUGAUGGCGGACCGAGGCUUCGCACUCACAGACGAGAUGCAAAUUCAAGGUGUACGACUGAACACACCAGCAUUCACUAAAGGAAAACCUCAGCUGACCAACAAGGAAGUGACAAGUACAAGAAGAAUAGCAUCAGUACGCAUACAUGUUGAGCGUGCCAUUAACCGCUUAAAAACUUAUAGAAUAUUCAAGCAAGCCCUGCCCAUACGAUCCAAGAAAACCAUCAGUAAGAUGGUAUUUGUAUGCGCAGGACUCUGCAACUUCAAGUCAGACCUGAUCAAGAAGCCAGGUGUCUAAGAAAAUAAAUAGACUUCCACUAUUUUUCGCCUCAAUGUUUUAAUUAUCUAAACUUUGGUGUGGUAAAAAUGGUGAAUGAUAUAAGUGAGCUCUAAGGAAAUGCAUUGAAACCUCCCAGGCUGCAUCAUCUGCAAAAUUUUCAGUGUUCCACACCAUUUUUCAAGCACACCAGUGCAGAAUUGAAAAGCUAUGCACAGACUCAUUUAUUUGCAUAAAUCACAUUUCACAAAUUGCGACAUACUCAUCAGGUACGUCUAACUUUCCAUCAUUCAGCAUGUCAGUCAUGCGGGGAAGCAACUCAGAAAAGUAGAAUUUUUUUAGUCGUGCCAUAUUUUUGGAAACAUAGCUAGGAUUAAAAGGAACCUCAAUCACGACAUCUUUCUGAGCGCUCCACACAUA
Messenger RNA from Dermacentor silvarum, 1430 nucleotides. RefSeq lists its product as uncharacterized. The transcript is spliced from 2 exons. Bases 51 to 1031 code for a protein of 326 amino acids. The record is from RefSeq and is a predicted model, not a curated record. Lineage: Eukaryota; Metazoa; Arthropoda; Arachnida; Ixodida; Ixodidae.